AUGUUAGAAGGUGCCGAUUUUCUUGGAAUUUGGUUGGCUGCUGAAGAAUUUAUGCUUGACGAUUUAGGUAGACAGGUUCGGGAUUUAUUCGAAAAAAAAUCGGAGCGUCUGAGACCAAAUUUUAUUCAAAUCUUUAAAUUAGUUUAUCAAAACGAAACAUUAGAAAGGUUUCGGACUCACUGUGUGGAUAUAAUUAAUACAACAACUUGGCUUCAAGAUGCUUCAAUGCUUGAAUCUUUGGAUGAAUCAAUUUUUUAUAGUUUGUUUAACGAUGAGGAUCAUUUUGUUCAUGAUGGUAUCAUUUGGAAUAUAUUGAUUCAAUGGGCUUGUGCUCAAACGCCAAAGUUGGACGCUCUUAGACCUGAUCAAUGGUCCGAAAAAGAUUUUGAAACGUUAAAAUCAAGAAUUGGUCAUUUCAUACCUUCCAUAAGAUUUUCCUUAAUCUCUAGAAACGAUUUCUACGAAAAUGUAUUACCAUAUAAAUCGAUUCUACCUAUUGAUACUACAAGUAAUACGGCCCUAACAUUCUAUUAUCUUUCGGAUGAAAAUGGAAAUUCCAGGUCGAAUGAACUUAAGCCGUUCUCUUUGGAAGAUUCGAAGGUUGUGAAUCAUACUCAUAUUGCAAUGAUCGCAAGAUGGAUUGAUGCAAGUCGUGAAGGAAAUUUUGGUUCUUCGACAGCUGAUAGCAUACGUUCAUUUGAUGCUGGCAGUAAUUAUACUCUCGAAGAAACUUCAUCGACUGAAGAGCAAGAGUCUAGUGCUGCUGACUCAAAAAAUACAAAAUCUGAUGAAAAGGGUACCAAGAUUUGGAAGAUUCGACGAAUUCUAUCUUUUCGUAAAGGGAAACGUUCCCCUAAUAACGAUUUAAGAAAGAAUAAUAAUAAUAAACAAAAUACUCCUUCGGAUAAAAAUGUUCCCAACAAGGAGAACAACGUCUCAAUAGCUUCUUCAUCUCCCAUCCUUUAUCCUUCCACCUCUUCAAUGUAUCACUUUAAAUUAAUUUACAGAGGCAGCCGUGAUGGUUUUGACGUUUCAUCAUAUAAUUCAAAAUGUAAAGGAAAGGGUCCGACGGUGGUUGUGGCAUCGUUAAGUCAUCAUCGACUCAUCGUUGGCGGAUACUAUCCCAUUAGUCCUGUAGACGAUUAUCCUUAUUCUGUAUUUAUAGGAGCUGUUGACAGUUUUAUAUUUUCUUUUGGCGAAGGAGAUAACGCGGAAGAAGAUUCCACAAUUAGUCGUGUUUUGAAAGAGCAUGCACAUGAAGCAAUUUGUCGAACGGUAUACGGACCAGGGUUUGGUGAAAGUGAUCUUAUUAUUAAACUUGGACCAAACAAUGUAAAGAAUGGCGUUUGUAAGCAAAAAUUUUAUGAAAGAAAAAUUAUAGAUGUUACAGAUUUUGCUUUUGAUGAAAUCGAAGUUUUUCAAGUUAUUAAAGAAGAAUUUAAAAAAUAA
Dentiscutata erythropus is the source of this 1449-nucleotide messenger RNA. Lineage: Eukaryota; Fungi; Glomeromycota; Glomeromycetes; Diversisporales; Gigasporaceae. The record is from the annotation of a GenBank genome assembly.